Molecule: messenger RNA, 492 nt
Organism: Alternaria arborescens
Lineage: Eukaryota; Fungi; Ascomycota; Dothideomycetes; Pleosporales; Pleosporaceae
Exons: 1
Coding region: 1-492 (163 amino acids)
Source: RefSeq, a predicted model, not a curated record
AUGGUCAAUGGCGUGGCUACCACCGAAGCUUUUGCAGCUAUCAAGUGUAUCUGUUUCCCACACGAGUCCAAGUAUAACGAACAUCGAAUCGGGCGUGUCGUCGACGAAAAGAAUCCCGACGUUACACUCAUGCUAAAGUGCACAAACCUGGACACUAUAGCCAUGGUGUUCAAUUGCCGCCAGCUUAUGAAAGCUCCGUGGGCCCCACAACCGCGAGAUUUGGAAGACUUCCUGGACUUCUUCCAUUUCGAGCCGAUGCUUGAACACAACAGCGUGAAUAACGUGUAUCUCGAGGGAGUCUAUCCAAGGGAAGGCGAGGGGCAAACCAUGACCUGCUUGUACGAGUUCGGCAAGUGGCUCAUCAAGGGUUUCAGGAAGCGGGGUCGAGAAGUAAGUGUGCAUGUACACAAGAGGUGCGGAGUGUUCGUGAAGAGGAGUGUGGGGCCGAAGCUUGUAGUAGACGAGGGAUCAGCAGAGGCUGGUCAGAAAUAG